AUGUUGUACGACACAAUGGCAGAUUCAAAAUUUCAAAAUGAUGUUAGCAAAGCCGUUCCAAUUACUGGUUGGUUGAAACGAUUACUUCCAUAUGAACGGGAGUUAUACGAAUCUGGCCAACUGCAAAAUAUUACACAUCAUGGUUCAUCUUCAAUUUGGUUAGAAGCUCCUUCUUCUUCUCCACAUCCGGGACAAACAAUAGUAUAUCGACCAAUGGGAGAUACUGAAGUCAAAUACUUAGUAGAACAUGGAGAGCUUCCUGAUACUCAAUCAUAUCAAGCGAUUAUUGAAGGUGAAAACGGUAGAUUAUAUGCUAACAAAUAUCUAACUGGAGCAAAAUGGGUUGGAACGCAUCCAACGACGAUCGUAGAAUUUUGUGCACCCACAAAAUUGAUUGAGACAUUAAAACAGAAACAAAUGAAGAUUGAAGAUGGUGCUUUAUCAAUGGGACUUGGACAUAAAGCAGGAAAAGGCCUUCCACUUUUUAAUGAAAAACCAGCUGAACUUUGCCAAGGUGCAACUUCUACAACAACUAUUUCAUUGUGA
Rotaria sordida is the source of this 546-nucleotide messenger RNA. Lineage: Eukaryota; Metazoa; Rotifera; Eurotatoria; Philodinida; Philodinidae. The record is from the annotation of a GenBank genome assembly.